This is a messenger RNA of Talaromyces atroroseus, 471 nucleotides long. RefSeq lists its product as hypothetical. The transcript has 3 exons. The record is from RefSeq and is a predicted model, not a curated record. NCBI's taxonomy places the organism in Eukaryota, Fungi, Ascomycota, Eurotiomycetes, Eurotiales, Trichocomaceae. Gene Ontology annotation, cellular component: mitochondrion. Bases 1 to 471 code for a protein of 156 amino acids.
AUGCUUUCUCGCCGACUCAUGACUGGGCGGUUGGCCCAAACCGCCGCGACCAGACUUGCCUCUCCCCGCGCUGCCUUCUCUCAAGCCCGGGCUCUUCGCGCCCAGCCUGAAGAAGAUGACCCUCACCUGAAUGGAAACUACCCCAACCCGCCCGCCGUUAAACGCUCAUUCCGCGACCCUUACGGAGACUGGUGGGACAAGCAGGAACGACGCAAUUUCGGCGAGCCCGUGCACGAAGAUAACGAUAUCCUGGGUGUCUUCAGCCCCGAGCAGUACACUCACGUCACAUCCAACAAGGCCUUGCUCUCAAUUGGAACAUUCGUUGCUGCCUUCCUUGGAGUCUGUGGCCUGGUCAGCUUGUCCUACCCUGACAAGCCGUCUGCUCCGCGCACAUUCCCCCAUGGACUUGAAAAGGAACUGGGUGGUCCAGGAGCCGUGAGGGCUCGUCAAACCGGUGAGGAUACGUGGUGA